Messenger RNA from Anolis sagrei ordinatus, 6302 nucleotides. It is a transcript of the gene TDRP, whose product is annotated as testis development related protein. Gene Ontology annotation, biological process: spermatogenesis. NCBI's taxonomy places the organism in Eukaryota, Metazoa, Chordata, Lepidosauria, Squamata, Anolidae. The record is from RefSeq and is a predicted model, not a curated record. Gene Ontology annotation, cellular component: nucleus; cytosol.
GAGUUUUUCUGCUUUUGGUGCCCUCUUUUUCCUGAUCAAGGUUGCUUCUGAGCAUGUACAGAUUGCAGCUGUCUCUGGCUCACCUGAGCCAUUACCCUGUGGCAACUAGGCUGGAUACUCAUUGGAGAAUGAGAGGGUCUCAUUACUUCCCGCAGCAUGAAUCAUAGAGUUGGAAGAGACCACAUGGGCCAUCUAGUCUAACCCUCUGUGGGCCUUCCCACACAGCCCUAUAUCUCAGAAUAUCAAAGCAGAAAAUCCCACAAUAUCUGCUUUGAACUGGGUUAUCCGAGUCCACAUUGCCAUAUAUUUGAGUUCAAAGCAGAUCAUGUGGGAUUUUUUUCACUUGUGUGGAAGGGGCCUGUCAUGCAGGAAAAGCACCUUCCUUCUUCCCCAUUCAGUGCCCUUUUUCCUGCGUAGAGUGCCUCGAGCAUGUGCAGAUUGCAAUUGCCUCUGACUUACCUGAAUCUCUAUCUCAGCAAAUUGUAUACAUGAUUAGGAAUGGGAGAGCCUCGUCCCUAGCAAACCCUCCCCUCUCCAAAGUAUCAGGGUCCCUUCUUGAGAUUCCCCUCUUCAGCACCCCUUUAACUCCUUAGAGGUACCUCUGAGCAUGUACAGAUCGAAGCCACUUCUGACUCGGCUGAAUCUCCAGUCCAACCAGAUCCAUAUUCAAAAGUGGGAGUGUCUUUUUUUGCUCUCUUUUCUGGAGCUUCGGAGGCCCACGCCUCCUUUCUUGGCAUGGAAUAAGAUGGAGCUGCUCCUUGGUGGGUUUUCCGGGCCUUGAAGGUGUGAGGCUGUGGGCCUGGGAUAAAUAAGACAGGCUCAACCACCCACUUCUCUCCCUCCUUUCCUCCCUCCCCAGUUUGCUUCCCUUCACCUUCCCACUCCCCCCCCCUCCCCCCAAUAAUGUGGAAACUCAACAAGAGUGGCAAAGUUCUCCUGGAUGAUUCUCCGGAAGACGAAGAGAACCGUCGCGGGCAUGAUUCACCCCCUCCAUCAUCAUCAUCACCAGCACCCGCCUUCUCAGCACAGACCAAGGAUCCAUGUCUUCAUGAUGAAGUUUCAUCCUCAGUUUCACAACUUGCAACAAAGGUUCAAGGUGCAGGCUUUCGGGGCUGGAAAGAGGUAACAUCCAUAUUCAAUAAGGAGGAUGAGCAACAAUUGCUAACAGGAAGUAAAUCUCCAAAAUCCAAAGGAACAAGUUUAAAAUUAAAAGAGGACGUGAAGUCAGAAAAGAAACCUGGAUUUUGGGACAGUUUGGUAACAAAACAGAAUAUCACAUCCAGGAAGCCAGAUGAGAUUGAAGGAUGGGAGCCGCCACAGAUUCCUGCUGGAGACCCCCUCAGUGAUGCUGGAAAUGCUUUAAGUGACUAUUCCUCUUGGUCGGGCUGGGAGGAUGAAACCAAAGGAUCCACAAAAUACACAAACCUGGCAAGUUCAGGAAAUAGUUCACGGUGGAGUAUCAAAUCAGCUGGGAGAUUGGUUAGCAUUAGGCGACAAAGCAAAGGUAACCUUACAGAUAAUUGGGAAGAACUGGAAUGAACCAAAGAAUGUGAAAUGUUCUCCAAAUGAUUAUAGAUUGUGUGAUUUACAUAUAUCCUCAAACCAAAAUCAAACUGCUUAUUAUUGCACCUUUUUACAAAUAAUAUUAUUCAAAUUGUCCUGUAGUUUGCUCAUAUUAUUGCAAGUUGCUUACACUUUGUGUUUUCCAUGCUGAACAAAAGUCCAAAUCCUGUUUUGUAAUUUUGUUUCACAUAUUCAUACUGUCUGGUGUCUUUCUUUUUUUAAAAAAAAAAAAUGAAUGUACACAGUGGAUUAGUAUUGAUUGCCUUAUACAAGAACUUCAUGAAUAUGAAGUUUUAGAUUUCUUGGUCUUUGGACAUGAUUUUAUAUUUGAAUGCUGCCCUUGCUAUUUAAAAGUACUGAUUUGCAGCUAACACUGCAUUGCUUCAUCUUACUACAUUCCUUUCCUUGUCCUUAGCAUGAACGUAUGAUUCUCAGGCUGGUGCAUCCGAGAUCCUGCAUUCUCCCAAUGUACUAAAUUGUACAUGACAUGCGAAAAUAUCAUGGGCUUUUCUUCUUCUGCUACAAAGUUUUCAAAGAUCAGUAAAACAAAUUUCCUCUAUAUUAUUAUUAUUACUUUAAUUUAUAAUUCUGCUAAAACAGUGUUGCAAUUACUACAAGCCAAAAUUGGAAAAAGAGCAAAGGCAAUAGCUAAGGUCUGGUUUUUAUAUUUUCAGCUUCCUUGUAAUAAAUAUCAAAAACUGAUUCUGAAUUAUUGGGCUCUAUCUUGCAGAAAUAACAGAAGCAAAUGCUGGACAUUUGGAUAACUUACAUCACAGAGGCCCCUUCCACACAGCUGAAUGAAAUCCUCCAUUAUCUGUUUUGAACUGGAAUACAUGACAGUGUGGACUCAGAUAACCUUAUUCAAGGCAGAUAUUGUGGGAUUUUCUGCCUUGAUAUUCUGUGUUAUGUGGCUGUGUGGAAGGGCUCAGAGAUACUUCCCAUGGCACUGCUGUUUGUCAGCUGGCUUGCAGGGAAGUAAACGUUCUCCACAACUACUACAUCAUUCUGGGAAUAUAAGAAUCAGGCCUGAGCUUCGGAAAUUUGAAUCUAUGCAUCUAUGUUCAUCAGAUUAGAGCAGUGGUUCUUCAACUUUGAUCCUCCAAAUGUUUUGGAUAUCAGCUCCCUGAAUUUCUGACCACUAAACAUACAGAAAAUCAAAGUUAGUAACCAUUGAAGUGGGAAUUGUGUGGUUCUCCAGUCAUUCUUGAACUGCAUCUCCCAGUGGCCCAAGCCAGAAAAGACAAAAGAGAUGUAUUUCAACAAUAUCUAAAGAGCUACACGCUUCUCCAAGGAUGCAUUUUCAUCUUUUGUCCCUUUUCUCCCUGAACAACAAAGUAGUAUUGAAGAGUGUCCUCCCUUUGUAUUUUCAGAGUGACAGAAGUUAACAAUGUGGUUCUUUUAUGUACAUUUUAGCAGUUGCAUUUGCUAUUGUGAAUUUGCUGUUGUGAUUUGCUGUCUUACCAGUCGCUGCUAUAUAUUUUUAUUAAUAAUAAAGAGCUAUGCAUUAUAGUGCACAUGGGAGAGUAGGGAAGUACUGUAAAGUAUGGGAUUCUUUCUGCCCCCAAUGGAGUAUUUUUAACAAAUUCAUUUUAUUGUAAAUUUCCCAGUUUAUGAGACUAAAGGAUAUCGCAUACCGCAGUGUGCCUACAUACCACUGUGAUAUGAGAAGGAAAAAGGUCAGGCAUAUGAUCUGAGCAACUCCCUUUCAUUCAGUUUACAAAGAAAAAGAGUAUCUGAUCCAUGCACACCUUUUUGCCUCUGCCAUAACCAGAUUCUGAUCUCAAGUUGAAUGGAUUUGAAAUGUAAUAAAAGGUCAUAUUUGCCACAUAGGUCUAUUUUAAUGGCCUCUAUAACUGUGCAUCAGACGUUUUUCUGUUCUUUUGAUGGCUGUGUGUAUGUAUGUAUAUAUGUGCUUCCCUCAAAAGAUGGAAAUCUAACUCACAAAAAAAUGAUUUUGCCUCAAAAUGUUGUUCCUUUGAAGAAGACAAGGGAACAAGUGCUGACGCCACUUGGAGGAAUAGGAGCAAGUUGCACAUCAGAGGGAAUGUGCAAGACAGUCACUAGAAAGCCAUCUUUCAGUUAACUACAUCCACUACUGAUUUGAAAUACAAACAAAAAUGUUUAAAGUGCCUUGUUCCAAUCCUGUAAAUGCUCGGUUAGACAUUUUAAUCACUUUCUUCCUGUUCCAGAUGCAUAUUUGUUUAAUUUUUGCCUUAAGAUUCUGUGAAUUGAAUGUUUAAUCCAAGUUGCUAGAAUAGUUGAUUUCCCUCAGUGAGAGAGACCUUUACUUGACACUGAUAGCAAGCCAGUUCACUGCUGCUGAUAUAAUGAGCAAUAUUGACACCAAAAAAAACAAACAAACAAAGCCCCACGAAGUUCACAAUUUGCUUUCAACUAUGAGCAAUUUUUAAGUAAAGUGAACUAGUUUGUAACUAUGCAGAGAGUUCCCAUGUAAUUCUCCCCUUUCAAUUUAAUCACCUAAUCCAGAUAAAGGAUAGAAUUCAUUUAAGGCCAUCCGCUGUGUGGAGAAGGAACAGUUCCACAGACCCUCAGGAUCUGCUUCAGAUUAUUCCCCCUGGGGUCAUGUAGAAUCCUGUAUUGAGAAAGAGCAAGGGAUUAUCAUUGUCUUGACAUAUAUUGUCCGUCUGUCCCCCAACCCACCCUCAGUAGCCUUCAUUAAUAUAAACACACCUGGCCUCCUUCAGAUGUAUAAAUACUCUGCAAUGUCUUUGAACUUCCUUAAUCUGUUGGUCCCUCUCCCUUCCUGCCUCUGCUCAUGCUAAGACAUUCCUGUGCCAGCAGGAGCUGGUGACUCCUGUGCAGAUUGCCGGAUUCCUGGACUAAUCAUUCCUAACCGGAGGGUGCUUGCGUCAGAGCAGAGCCAUCCUCCUGUUUUGUCCAGUUAGCUUGCAACUUGGGAACUGGGUUAUCAGAUCACAUCAUCUUGUUUCCUUUUGAUUCCUGAAGAAACCAACUGCAUCUGUACUUUUCUAAAGGUUCUCUUGAUAUGGCACCUCUUUAGGGAGUGGUUUAACAUUUGGAUCACCAAACCUCUAAUAAAGAAUGUAAAUUUGUUUAGGCAAGUCAGUAAAAAAUAAGUUUUAUUCCAUUCAGGUCAGCAAAAGAGUUUCACUUUUUCUUGUUAAAGAGGAUAUCACUUCAUUGGCUGUCUGUCCUCCCCCAUCCUGGCAUAUGUCAUUGUAGAAUAUAGUCACUUCUUUAUGUAAAACCUUUUCUAGUUUACACAUUAUGGAAGACCUUUCUAUAUCAGGAGUAGAAACAUGUCAUUCUGGCCCAUGUUGAGGGCCCAAAAAAUGAUUGUGGACGAGAUCAGGAGCUCAGGGAUUUAGAGAAGCUUUUUAAUACUGUGACAGGUGGAGAUUCUGCCUCGUAUGUUACGCAGUCAAGUGCCUGUACGUCACCUUGUUUGUGAUGCAUGGCUCUUUUCUUUGCUGAAGCGAAGUUCAUACAAUUUUGCUGUUUUUAGAGAGCCUCUGAAGGGUACAGCUGCAAAGUGGAGCUUAUCGUAAUAGCAAACAUACAACAUCUGGAUCCAGUAUGUUGGAUCAAGCUGUUGUUGUUUGUGCACCUGACGUGUGAUGCUGAAGCUGAAGCUUGAGAAGCAGGAUGGAUUUGUCUUAUGUUUCCUCCAUUUCUCGAAGAUCUAUUUUGUCACUGCUCACCGUCACAUGUUUGGUUAGUCUUUAUCACAGCUGGCACUAGUCCUGUAGACUACAAGGAUGCCUAGCCCUACUUUCUCCUUUUUGUUGUCAUGGCAUACCUUGCUGUGAAGGCCACCAAACAGUGGUGGAUGCCCUCUUUGGCACUUUUGCCCAAUGACGUGUUGUCCUCCCAUUAGUUCUUAAUACAAAAUCCUGGGUCCUCUGGAUGGCAGGUCCAUAGGUCAGGCCUCAAGGAGGAACCGGGGAUACAUACAGUGUGGCCUGAAUUUAUUUAAGCUAUGAAAACAUUGGGUUUUUAAAAAAGAUGGGACAUAUUCCACCCAAAGUUCUGUAAUUUCAUACCUUAUUGAUUUCUAAGGAGUUCAGUGGCCAGAAUCCAAUUAUAGACUCAACUAGCAUAGGCCCAUUGAAUCAAUGAAAUUUGCAUUCAGUGCUUUACCAAUGUCACGUUGAGUCAAUGUGUCUACUGCAAUUAGCACUAACUAAUGGAUUUUGGCCAAUAUGUUUAAUCCUUGCAUUGAAAUUAAGGGGAUGGAAAUGCCCUUCACUUUGGCUGGGUCAUGCCCAUGUUUUCCUAAAGCAGAAUUGUUUAAUUUUAACAGCAGUGAUUAAGUUUUAAUAUAAUUUAUUGUUGUGCUAUUGUAGAAUUAUUUGAGUUUUAUCUUGUGUAUUUUUAUUUGUUUGAUGAAUGUUGACUCUUUCUUUUUUUAAAGAAAUAUCACUACCUAGACUUUUUGGGAUCUUCCUUUAAAUGGUGUAUGACUUUCCUCUUCUGCUUUGUAAAACUUUUUGAUUUAGUGUCCACUGGUUUAAAAGAAGAUACCAUUGUGAUUGUAUUCAAAAAUUGCACAUAUGUAAUGAAUCAACAAUUGUUUGUGUUGCCUUUUCUCUGUAUCUAUGCAUAAAUUCCUAGCUUAAACUCAAAGAAGGCGAAAUGCUUUAUGGGGCUGCAGAUAGUCACAUAAUGAUCACAUUUCCUUUUCUCUAGUAUUUUGUUAAUUUCACUUCGAAAAUAUAGUAUUUUCACAGAUGAAUAAAAAAUGAGUUGAAACAAAA